UAAAGUCUUCUCCGGAGCUCUUUCUGUACAUCUCCUUCCAUCCCCAAAGUUGCCACCGUCAGAACUUCAAGCUUCCCGUGCUUCAUUAAUGGCGCCUAUUUCUCAGGCUUCCAUCGAAGAAAAAAAUAAUGGAUCAGAAAAUAUGGGCGAAAAGGCAAAGAUGAUUAACUGCAACACGGUGCUGUGGGAAGUCAAAUCUUCCAUUAGAGGAGUCAUGGCUGAGCUUCAGACUUUAUCUAACAGCGAGAAAACCGUUAUCUCUCUCGGCACCGGCGAUCCCACCGCCAAUCCACAGUUCCUCGGCCGCCGGCCGCCGUUCAUUGAUUCUCUCUCCUCUGCUCUCACUUGCUCUCUCUCCGACUCCUACGCUCCUUCCUUUGGCCUCCCUUCUGCUCGCCGCGCGGUGGCAGAGCAUUUAAACAGGGCGUUGGACAAUAACACCGUCGGUGGACCCGCCCCUUUCCACGUCUCGUCCGACGACGUCUUCCUCACCUCCGGCGCCACCCAAGCCAUACAUUCCAUCCUCACCGUCAUCUCCUCCGCCGGCGGUAACGUCCUCCUUCCCCGGCCAGGAUUUUCUCUCUACGACUUUGCCUGCGAUAUCGCCGGUGUCCGCCGUCGCUACUAUGACUUACUACCGUCUCGCCGAUGGGAAGCUGAUCCCAAUCAGAUACGAGCCGUUGCCGAUGAUCUAACCUUAGCCAUCGUCCUCAUCAACCCUAAUAAUCCAUCCGGCGCUGCUUUCUCGGCUAAUCAUAUUUUACAGAUUGCCGAGAUUGCUAGGGAUUUGAACAUUCCGAUAAUCGCCGAUGAGGUUUAUGGUGGAAUUGUCUUUGGAGGCGGCAGCUUCAUUCCCAUGGCAAAUUUUGCUCAUAUAGCGCCGGUUAUCACCAUCGGAUCGCUGGCCAAGCGUUGGAUGGUUCCUGGCUGGCGUCUUGGCUGGUUAGUCAUUUGCGAUCCACAAGGCACCCUUCAAAAGGUGAGGGAGGCAACUGAAAUAUUUAUGAAUGUGAAUUCUGGCCCAGCUUCAGUGAUCCAGGCUGCACUUCCGUCAGUCCUCUCUAAUGCAAAUGAGAAAUUUCAUGAGAAUGUCGUCAAGUUAUUGGACUUAUGUGCGGACACCUUAUUUAGAGGGUUGGAGAAAAUUGAAGCGCUGAGAUGCUAUUCCAGGCCUCAGGGUGCUAUGUUCAUGAUGGUUGAGGUGGACACCAGUCGCCUUCUUGGCAUUGAGAGCGACAUGGAUUUUGCUAAAGAGUUAAUGAAAGAAGAGUCCAUCUUGGUUUUGCCAGGUUCCAUAUUGGGCUUGAAGAAUUGGGUUAGGUUUUUCUUCGGAUUGCCUCCAGGACUGUUAAAUGAUGCGUGUGAACGAAUGAGAUCCUUCUGCGAGCGGAGGAUGAUUAAUGUCCGACAGAUUUAAACUCCUAAAUAAAGCUUUAAUGGCUGUAUUUUGAUCAUUAAUCAUGAUCUAAUUAUUAGUUGUACUUUAAUCGCAUUUUUAAUGAAAUUAGUGCCUUGAGAUAA
This is a messenger RNA of Phalaenopsis equestris, 1521 nucleotides long. RefSeq names its product nicotianamine aminotransferase A-like. The record is from RefSeq and is a predicted model, not a curated record. The transcript has 8 exons. NCBI's taxonomy places the organism in Eukaryota, Viridiplantae, Streptophyta, Magnoliopsida, Asparagales, Orchidaceae. Bases 89 to 1417 code for a protein of 442 amino acids. Gene Ontology annotation, molecular function: pyridoxal phosphate binding; transaminase activity. Gene Ontology annotation, biological process: amino acid metabolic process; biosynthetic process.